UACAUACUCUACUGUUUGCUGAGUAUUUUGCGAGGUUUGACCAGUUAUCUUCGUCUAGAAUUAGAUAUUGAAACCAGGACUUGUUUAAUUGAACAGCUCAAUUUUUCAUUAUAGAUUAAACCACGUUUUUUUUCAUUGAGUCAUGGCUGAUCGCAUUGAUAGACUUAAAGAUGAUGUGGAUGAUAGAGUUAAGGGUGACGCGUAUGAUAGACUGAAGAGUGAUAGAUUGAGGGAUGAUGGGGAAAAUAGACCCAAGGGUGACGGUGAGGUUAAAUCGGCACAUUUGUUUGUAUUGGUUCAUGGGUUAUGGGGUGGUCCAAAUCAUAUGUCAACCAUUGAACGAGCAAUCCUUGAUGGGUUGUCUACAGUUACCGAUGAUAAGAUUGUUACAUUAAAGCCUUCUUCAUUUAGAUUUUGGAAAACUUACGACGGGAUUCAGGUUAAUGCUGAAAGAGUUAUGACUGAUAUUUUAUACGAAAUUGAGACUUUAAAAGAAAAACAAAAUUAUCAUGUUAAUAAAAUUAGUAUCAUCGGAUACUCAUUAGGUGGAUUAAUUUCAAGAUACGUUAUUGGGAAAUUUUAUGAGCUUGGUGUUUUCAGUUAUAUUGAACCAGUUUUUUUCACAACUUUUGCUACUCCCCAUGUUGGAGUGGAAUUUUUAAAUGAUAAUUUUUUCGAUAAAACUGCAAAUGCUCUUGGUCAAUAUUUAUUUGGUAAAUCUGGUAGACAAAUUUUCAUUACUGAUCAUGAACAUCUCUUAGUCAAAAUGGCUGAUCCAAAUUCAAUUUAUUAUCAAGGUUUACUUAAAUUUAAAAAACAUCUUUUAUUAGCAAACGUUAAAAAUGAUCGUACGGUGGCAUUUUUCACCUCUUUUAUAACUGAUUAUGCUCCUUUUGAAGAUUGGAAUAAAAUUAAAAUUGAAUAUUUAUCUAAUUUACCCCAAUCUAGAAUUGGUAAUCAUUAUGUUAAACCAAAAGUUAUUGAUUUAAAACUUUCUAAUUCUUUAGAUGAAAUUUCGGAUGAUGAUUUUAAAGGUAAUAUGCAAGAAGCUACUUCUAUUUUAAGAUCAAAUAAAGUUUUCAAAUUUCUUAUAAUUAUUGUUGGUGCUUUAUUCUUAAUUCCAAUUUGGAUUCCUUUGGUUUUAAUUAGUAGUUUAAUUGCUUCAAUUUAUAGUAUGGUUAAAAUUCGUAUUUUAAAUCAUCCGAAUAUUAAAAAACAUUGGCAAAGAGUUUUAAAUUCUGUUUAUCAAGGUGGCCCAAUUGACGAAGAUGAUUUUAAAGCUGGUCAAGCUAGACGUGAUCAACGUGAUCGAUUAUCUCAACAUGAAUCUUUUAAAGGUGAUACUUCAGAACUUACUGAAAACACUAUGGAAAAUAUCUUAUACGCAGAAGAAAGAUUUACUGGUAAACUUUCUGAUGUUAAUCCUGAUGAUGAUGAUUUUGACAGAGGUCGUGAUUAUGAAAGUUCAGAAGGUUCUGGUAAUGAACUGAAUGAUUCAACUCCAAAACCAACCGCAAUCUCUACUUCAAUUAAUACUUCUAAGCCUACUGAGAAAAUUAUUGAUAUUAAUAAAGAUUUAAAUGAUAAACUUGCUGCUACUCACUUAUCUCAUUUGAAAAAUAUCAAUUACAAUGAGUACCCGCUUUUCAACAAAGAUACUAAAGUAAAUUUACUGGAUAAUAAGAAAUUCAUCAUUGAAAAUUUAAAUAAAAUUGAUUGGAUAAAACUACCCGUUUAUCAAGAUUCCUUUAAUGCUCAUGAUGGUAUAGUUGCAAGAAGAGGCGAAAGAACUUCUCCAAAAGGCACCACCACAAUCUAUUUUUGGAUUUCCUUUUUAAGAAUAUUCACCAAAUCAGAUAAAGAAUCUACCAAGUAGGUUUUUAUUCAUUUCUUACCUGUCUUCAUUACAUUUUUUUUCUCUGUUUGUUUGUCCUUUCAAAUUUUGUUUUUUCUUUGUUGUUUUUUUG
This is a messenger RNA of Hyphopichia burtonii NRRL Y-1933, 1967 nucleotides long. RefSeq names its product putative hydrolase. The record is from RefSeq and is a predicted model, not a curated record. The coding region runs from base 143 to 1876 and encodes 577 amino acids. Gene Ontology annotation, molecular function: monoacylglycerol lipase activity. The transcript is spliced from 2 exons. NCBI's taxonomy places the organism in Eukaryota, Fungi, Ascomycota, Pichiomycetes, Serinales, Debaryomycetaceae.